Solanum stenotomum is the source of this 1210-nucleotide messenger RNA. RefSeq names its product dehydration-responsive element-binding protein 2F-like. NCBI's taxonomy places the organism in Eukaryota, Viridiplantae, Streptophyta, Magnoliopsida, Solanales, Solanaceae. Gene Ontology annotation, molecular function: DNA-binding transcription factor activity; transcription cis-regulatory region binding. The record is from RefSeq and is a predicted model, not a curated record. Bases 180 to 1121 code for a protein of 313 amino acids. Gene Ontology annotation, cellular component: nucleus. Gene Ontology annotation, biological process: response to stress; positive regulation of DNA-templated transcription. The transcript has a single exon.
GUACGACACUGAUAAUCUAGUCUAGCAUGUUGAACGGGCUUUCAGUUGGCCCGAAAAGUUAACACACUAUACACUCUUAACUACCCUUCACUAAGCUAUAACUUCUUACAAUUUUUCCUGUACUCUUUGGCCUUCCAGUACGACACUGAUAAUCUAGUCUAGUGUACUGAACGGGCUUUAUGGACAGCUACAAAAGAAAUCCACUAAAACCAUGGAAGAAGGGCCCGGCAAGAGGGAAAGGGGGCCCGCAGAACGCGUUAUGCGAAUACCGAGGCGUUCGACAGAGAACAUGGGGGAAAUGGGUAGCAGAAAUCAGAGAGCCUAAAAAGAGAACUAGGCUAUGGUUAGGAUCUUUUGCUACAGCUGAAGAAGCUGCAAUGGCUUAUGAUGAAGCAGCAAGAAGAUUAUAUGGACCAGAUGCUUACCUUAAUUUACCUCAUAUGAGAGCUAAUUUCAAUCCAUUGAACAAAUCACAAAAGUUCAAAUGGUUUUCAUCAACCAACAACUUUGUUUCAUCAUUAAUCCCAAAUACCACUGGCUUACUCAACUUAAGUGCUCAGCCAAAUGUUCAUGUAAUUCACCAAAGACUUCAAGAACUCAAGAGAGCAGAGGCCGCGGCUGCAACAGCCUCAUCUUCGAGUUCAUCAAUCAGUGAUCUUCCCAAAAAUGGAACUCAAAACUAUAGUAAAUUACAACCUGAGUACUUGACAAUGACAAGUCCGCAAGUGAUGAUCAAGGAGAAGGAAGAUGAAUUCUCAUCACUCAACAAUGUAGCGGUUCGUGGUGAUCAAGCUGAGAAGCCUCAGAUUGAUCUGAAUGAAUUUCUUCAACAAAUAGGAAUAAUGAAAAGAGAUGAUCAUCAACAACAACCGCCUGAUAAAAAUCAAGAUCAUGAUCAUAAUAAUAAUAAUAACAGCAUCAGUAGUUUCACAGAGUCGGGAGUUUCACUAAAAGACGAUAGUUCAAUUGCUCAUUUAUUUGGUGAUACAACAAGUUAUAAUUGGGACACAUUGGGUGCAAUAACAGGUAUAGAAGAUCAUGAGGUAGCAGCAGAAGAGGCUAAUAGCUUUUAUAAUGUGAAUGAUGAGCUUAUGUUUCCAUCUUCAAUAUGGAACUUUUGAAAGAAUUUAUCUUAUAUACACGUAUUAAAAGUAUCUUUACAUCGUCGGUGUAUUUUAACCGACUAUAAUAGGUUAUUUACAGAUCAUUU